Molecule: messenger RNA, 2946 nt
Organism: Amphibalanus amphitrite
Lineage: Eukaryota; Metazoa; Arthropoda; Thecostraca; Balanomorpha; Balanidae
Product: SH3 domain-containing protein Dlish-like
Exons: 8
Coding region: 345-1499 (384 amino acids)
Biological process (GO): superoxide anion generation
Molecular function (GO): superoxide-generating NADPH oxidase activator activity; protein binding
Source: RefSeq, a predicted model, not a curated record
UGGAGCAUGGCCGGCGGCGAUGUCAGAAACGGGACCGGGCGGCGGCGGGCCGGGCGCGCUGACCGCUGAGCCGGCGUCUGGGUCGCCUUCUGUCCGUGUGCCGCUGUCGGAGUGAGGGGCCGCGCUGUGCCGCGUGGGCAGGACGAGUCUGGGGACGGUCUGUGUGAGCGGUGGGGCAGCGGGGCUGUGCCGGUGUGCGAACGGCCGUGGGACGCGCAGUGACGGGGAGCCGGCAGUGCUGCAGUAUGGCGGACGGGCCGCGCGCAGUGCCGUGUUUGUGAAAGUCUCAGCUGCGCGGCGGAUCGGUCGGCAGUGGUGGCGUCGGGCGACGGUGAACAGCAACAAUGGCGUUCCUCUGUCCUGUCAGGAUUCGGCGGAACAAGAAGAAGAAAUCUAACGAUGACACGGCCUCGGUGCGGACACCGGGGAUGGGCCGCAUCACCGGCUCGUCCAGUAUCGAGACCCUGGUGCGGGUCGGCAUCGAGAAGGAGAACGGCCUCUCCGCCGACAGCAAGAUGGUGGUGCUACACGACUUCACUCCGUGCGUGGACGACGAGUUGGAGGUCAAACGCGGCACGGUUGUGAACGUGCUGUACCAGGAGAACGAUUGGGUGUAUGUGAUAUCGGAGAGCAGUCAGCAGGAGGGCUUCAUACCGCACUCGUACUGCGCGCCGCACGGCUCGCAGCUGGCAGACCUCGCGCUCAGUGUCAAGAAGAAGCUUCCGCGCGAGCUGACGGUUCCGGAUGGCAGCGGGGCUGGACCUGGCGGUGGCGGCGGAGAGGCAGACCACAACACAAUCAUCGGCAACGCCAGCACAGAUCGGAAUGGUGUCGAGACGUCGGAUAACGACAGUUUCACGGAGGGUGGCCGGCCGGAGCCGCGCUCUACACCCUCCGGACACAGCGGACCCGCGCCCGACGUCCACCCCUUCUUCAAGGACCCGGCGGGCCGCUAUAUCGUGCUCUACACGUUCAUGCCGCGCGACGAGAACGACGUAUCGGUGGAGCGCGGAGAGUUCGUCACGGUGCUCAACAAGGAGGACCACGAGUGGUUCUGGAUCGAGCGCUCCGACGGCCAGGAGGGCUUCGUGCCGUCGGCGUUCGUGUACCCGGCCGACGUGCUGCCCGGCGAGGCGUUCUGGUCGCGCACCACGGCCGACCCGCCCCGGAAUAAACGCAGCCCCGGCGGUGAUCUGGGUCCGGGCGGCAGUCCCCCGACGCACCAGCAGUUCCCCUCGUCCCCCGGAGGUCACGGAGGUCACCACAUGGGGUCACCGGGUCAGGAUGACCCGCGGUUCCACGGCACAGAACUGGUCAUGCUCUAUGACUACAAGGCCCAGGCUCCUGACGACCUGUCGGUGCGGCGGGGAGACUGGAUAUACGCCGACCUCAACAACCAGACGGUGGACGGCUGGCUGUGGGCCUACUCACCCAAGUCGCGCAAGCACGGCUUUAUCCCCAAGGCGUACGCCCGCCCGCCCGCAAUGACGUCACUAUGACGUGCUUCAGGACAUGAGCCGCCAGUCUUCAGUGGCCAAAUGACGUCACUGGGACGGUACGAGGUGUGUUCGAUCAGCUCGGAGAGACUGAGGGGGCUAGAGACUGGUGUUAGAGACGGACGUCGGAGACCCGUGCUAGAUAUUCACGACGGCUGGAUGGCGGCUGGCAGGCGCCUGAAAUACUGUUUAACUGUGUUUAUUGUUCGCUGUUUGACUCAUGGUGACCACUGAACGUGCCAACGUAGCAGGACAAUCCGGAGGGACGCAGUCUGGGGAGUGGUGGGAACUUCAAGCAAAGUCCUGUGUGCGAUGUAUGUGAAUUGGGUGUAGAGUGAAUGUCUUGGGGCUAUACAUUUCGCGGGAUGAAGCUGCCAUACCAAUUAUAAUGGCCAAUGGCGGAACUGGCAGACUUGCGAGACUAAAACACUGCGGAGAGGUAGGUCUCCUCCUGUGCUGCGGCCUGAAGGACUCAUCUGCUCAUGUCUGCUGUGGCUAUUUAACGUUUAGGUAGCCGUGACACUGGGUUUUCUAACAUGAAAAAGCCUGUACGUUGCGGUGUCUUUGCUACCAUUGGAACUAUGCCAGCGAGUUUGUGUCCGUUGUGCUUGUGUGAUGAACUUCAUAAAAUUGAAUGCUUGCUAGCAUGAAGUGCAACAGGUGACGAUGUCAGUGAACGUGCAUUUUGCGCAUCGGUAAAGAGCGAAAGACUUCGUAUGAUCUUCAUAUCUUCGUAUGAGACCUGCUUUAUGCCUGCACACUCUGUACAUUAAAUUUAUCGAAGGACCUGCAUGGAUGAGAUAUGUGUGCGUUGGCUAUACACGACGUGAAUCCACCUUUCCAUGCUUCUAUCCUCAGGAUACUGAAAUCCUUCUCCUCCACGCCGUAACCCCCCUCCGGGCUGGACAGGCAACUUUAUCUCAUGCGGGCUGCUCCCUUGGAGCGGCACCGCUGCUCCUGAGGGAGCGCACCCCGUAGCCGGGUGCAGUGAGUGCCUUGGGGCUGGGUGGCCUGUCCUCUGGACGGGCUCAGCCCCGGCGACUCACUAGGGUGCCUGCCCAGACCAAUGUCUCCCCCUAAUUCCUAUCAUCCUUCCGGCUCUGCAAUGGUCUUGUCGACCGAAAGGGCCUAACCCAACAAAAAAAAAAAAAACAAACACGACGUGAAUGAAUGUAAUGUAUUGAGCUCGAAAUGUAACAGGUAGUACUCUUGUGUGCGCCAGGUGCUCAUAUCUUUUAGCCUCCUUCGAAUGUGAACGCUGCCACAGAGCCAUUGAUGGAAUGCUGUUACGAGACUGGCGACCUUAGCAGUCACGCCGAGAGAGACGAAAAGAAAAGUCCGUCCGAUCGGUGCAUGCGAUGCGUUUCAGUAAGUCAUUUGCAUCUCAUGCCCGGGGUCAUUCCGCUCUCUGCUUGUGGAAAUGAAUAAACUUAAUGUGUAUAUAAUGAAA